CACCUACUGACAAGAUAGUUCAUGUCUGUAUUUUCAAUGUUUGACCGGAACAUACAACUGUCUAACGUUAAAAUAUCAUAGCAGGAGCAGAAUAGCUAAGUAAUGCAUGCAACUGCUAUUUUAUUUGAAAGUUUCAAAUGCCUGUAAUUUUCAAAACUCACAUUAAAUAGCCUUUCACCAUUCACCAUAAUAUGUGUAACAGAGGAUACCUGCCAAACCUGUUGAUUCCUGCGAAUUUGUGAUGAUUGUGCGAUACGCUGUUAGGCGCAUUUAGUCAGAUUUUGACUCCCCGACCUGAAAAGAAGUUUGUGCAAAGAAAAAAGAAAAAAAAAAUCAGGCGACGACGGGAAGUCAGCAGGGGUAAACCUCUCGCUUCGCUUCGCUUGGACUGCACUUUUCUUCCUGCAGCUGACAGCAUGGUGGUACUGAAAGGAAUCCCCUCUAUUCUGUCUCCAGAGCUGCUGUACGCCCUGGCUAAAAUGGGCCAUGGAGAUGAGCUGGUCCUAGCUGAUGCAAAUUUUCCUGCGUCAUCUAUUUGUGCUAGUGGUCCCAAGGAGAUCCGAGCUGAUGGAUUAGGAAUCCCACAGCUAUUGGAGGCCAUUCUGAAGCUGUUGCCCUUGGACACAUAUGUUCCCACUCCUGCUGCAGUCAUGGAUCUAGUGGACAGUGACAAGCAGAGGUUUUAUGGUGCUCCUGUAUGGGGCACCUACGCUAAGCUCCUUGAGCAGGCUGGGGUUCAGACGCCACCUGAGAGAGUGGAGAGGUUUGCCUUCUAUGAGCGAGCCAAGAAAGCCUACGCUGUUGUGGCGACAGGGGAAACGGCUCUUUAUGGAAACCUGAUACUGAAAAAAGGGGUCAUUCCUGCUGAAUCUCUUCAAUGAUAUGCACACACAUUUUUACAGUGCUCAACUGUCUGUGAGAUAUUAUUUGUUUUUUGUUGUUUUUUUGUUUGUUUUGUUUGUUAUAUAGUUGUUGUUUUUUCCACCUCAAAUAUCAGACAAAAAUUGUAACUAAAUACAUUGUGGAACUCCUUAUAGUACAAAAUGUAUGCACAAAUCAAGAAAAAUGAAUCUUUUUGCAUGAACUUUUUUUUUUUUUUUUUUUUUUUUUGACAGUGCUUAUCUGCCAAGAAACUGAAUCCACAACAUCAGUUAGUCUGGUUAAUAUCCUGCCUGAGGAAUCCUGUAAACUCUGUCUGACCUCUCCAGUUAUUUCCAGGAUUAUAUUGAGCAGAAAUGAUAUUGUAUUCUUGUAAAUAUUUGUAUUUCUAUUUUCUGGAUUUACAUAAUAAAUUUCAAUAGAUGAUACACA
Myripristis murdjan (pinecone soldierfish) is the source of this 1311-nucleotide messenger RNA. It is a transcript of the gene fuom, whose product is annotated as fucose mutarotase. The transcript has 6 exons. Gene Ontology annotation, biological process: fucose metabolic process. Gene Ontology annotation, molecular function: fucose binding; racemase and epimerase activity, acting on carbohydrates and derivatives. The record is from RefSeq and is a predicted model, not a curated record. The coding region runs from base 417 to 881 and encodes 154 amino acids. NCBI's taxonomy places the organism in Eukaryota, Metazoa, Chordata, Actinopteri, Holocentriformes, Holocentridae.